AUGGUCGUUACUCCCGCCGGCAGCCUCGGGAAAAUCUCCUUUAUAGACGCGCUCUUUAACUGCACAUCCGCACUGACCGUUACAGGCCUCGCAUCCGUCCGUAUGAACGUGUUCUCAACAUUCGACCAGGUCCUGCUGCUGCUGCUUAUGAUGGUCGGCAGCGCCAUUUUCACUUCCCUCGUCCCGGUUCUCAUCAGGAGGCAUUACUUCCUGAAACACCUGCAGGAGGAAGAAGCCAAGGGCGUGUUCCCACUGCUCGCGGCGACAUCAGAUGUCGGACAACAGGCCGGCAUCAGCAACAGGGCUGCGUUUACACGCGUGGCGAGUGGGCAGAACAGGCCGGGCGUUGGGGGGAUUGCGGAGGAGCAUUCGGAGGAGUAUGGGGAGGAGGGGGGCGAGGGGGGCGACUGGGAGCAGCCCGGGCAGGAAGAGACAGUGGCGCCUUUUGAGAGACGGUUCGUUGAGCUCAGGGCCCUGGAGCUGCUGAGCUGGCUGGUGCCGGUAUAUUUUUUGGGAACCAUCAGUGCUGCCUUCGUUCUCUUCUUCCUCAUCACCUGGUGGUGGCCCGAGUACCACGAUCUCCUCACAGGCAAGGGCAUCAACGUCGUUUUCAACUCAGCCUUCCAGUCCGUGUCUGCAUUCGCCAAUGCGGGGUUCGGGUUAAUGGACGAGAACCUCAUCCCCUUCCAACGCAACAUCCCCUACCUGCUGGUCGUGGCCGUGCUCAUCCUCGUCGGCAACACCAUGUACGCCCCCAUGCUCAGAGGGGUGCUGGCGCUGCUGCACAGCACCAGCAAGAAGGACAGCAGCCGAUGGCACAUUACACGUUACCUGUUGGACCAUCCGCGCAAGUGCUACACGCACCUCUUCCCGCACAAGCAGACGCUCUGGCUGCUGCUGACCAUCAUCGCAUUCAAUACCAUCCAGGCAUUCUUCAUCAUGGUCCUCGACUGGAACUCACAGGCCUUUGAAGGGCUCGGAGGCGGGUACCGAUUCUUUGACAGCUGGAUGCAGUCGAUCAGCACGCGCAAUGCGGGGUACUCCAUUGUCAACCUCUCCUACCUCACAGCCGCCACCAACUUCCUCUUUGUCGGCUUCAUGUACGUGGCAGUCUACCCAGUCUUUCUCACCCGCCAGUCCUCCCGCGAGCAGCGCGACGUGCACGAUUCAGACGACCUGGCAGUGUUUGCAGAGGACCUGCAUGGGGGCGUGCUUGACUCCUCCGUGCUGGCGCAGGGCCGGCACCUGGUGGCACAGGACUCGGUGUACCUGUUUGUUUCCAUCUUCCUCAUCUGCGUCAUCCAGAACGGGGAGUUCAAUUCUGACCCCAACAACUGGACCGUCUUCAAAGUCAUCUUCGAAAUCAUCAGUGCCUAUGGCAACGUGGGUCUGUCUCUGGGAAACAGCUGUCCCACCAGCAACCCCGAUUGCACAGACGCGCCACCCUACAGCUUCUCAGGCACGUGGUCGGUGCUCUCUAAGUUAAUAGUCAUUCUCGUGAUGCUGCUCGGGCGGCACAGAGGGCUACCAGACAACAUUGACGCCGCCAUUGUCAUUCCGCCGCCCAAGCAGUUCCAGCGCCGGCUUGGCCGACGAAUCAAAGACGACCCUGCUGUGCUGCUCACGAGAGCGCUCACUAUGACCAAGUCUCAGCCCAGCUCUCUACUGCGCCGCCUCUCCUCGCUGCAUGCUACUCAGUCAACUGUUGGAGCCAUGGCAUCUGCAGUGCCCUCCUCCAUACCCUCAGAUGUGCCGUACCGGGUUCACACCAGCUAG
Messenger RNA from Closterium sp. Yama58-4, 1776 nucleotides. NCBI's taxonomy places the organism in Eukaryota, Viridiplantae, Streptophyta, Zygnematophyceae, Desmidiales, Closteriaceae. The record is from the annotation of a GenBank genome assembly.